Cucumis sativus (cucumber) is the source of this 1692-nucleotide messenger RNA. Its product is annotated as receptor-like cytoplasmic kinase 176. The transcript is spliced from 6 exons. Gene Ontology annotation, biological process: protein phosphorylation. NCBI's taxonomy places the organism in Eukaryota, Viridiplantae, Streptophyta, Magnoliopsida, Cucurbitales, Cucurbitaceae. The record is from RefSeq and is a predicted model, not a curated record. The coding region runs from base 279 to 1433 and encodes 384 amino acids. Gene Ontology annotation, molecular function: ATP binding; protein kinase activity.
CCAAUCAUGUAGACUAUGAGACACGAACCAUCUAAAUAAAGUUGGUGAUCUUUUUUCGUAGCCAAGUUGCAUUCCCAUUUACUCCCCCCAAAAGAAAAGUUGCAUUUCCAUUGCUUCUUCCCUUGUUUUUCAUCUUAGAGUUCAUACAGCUUUUCCCCCAACAACUCUCUUCCCUAUAGAGGGAGUUAGGCAAAGGAAAAAAGACAACAAAUUUGACUCUGUUCUGUUUAGGAUUUGUCAUCUGUUGCAGGAUUUGGAGUUUCUGCAAAUUUCUGACGAUGGGGGUUUGUUGGAGUGAUCGUUCCAAGUCUUUGAGUCCUCCUAAAGGUCUUACAAGGUUUAAGUCUAAGAGAGGAGAUGGGGAACAUUCUCAUAUUUCCAGCAGCAAGGUAUCAUCAGCUUCUAUACCGGUGACGCCUCGGAGUGAAGAUGAAAUUCUGCAAUGCUCCAAUCUGAAAAACUUCAGCUUUAACGAAUUGAAAACUGCAACGAGAAACUUCCGCCCUGAUAGUGUUGUUGGAGAGGGUGGAUUUGGUUCAGUAUUCAAAGGUUGGAUCGACGAGCAUUCCCUAACUCCCACCAAGGCUGGCACUGGCUUGGUUAUUGCUGUGAAGAGGCUCAACAGAGAGGGGGUGCAGGGUCACAAGGAGUGGCUGGCUGAGAUCAACUACUUGGGGCAGCUUUCCCAUCCUAAUCUUGUGAAGCUCAUUGGUUACUGCUUUGAAGAUGAUCACAGGUUGCUGGUAUAUGAGUUCAUGCAAAAGGGCAGUGCAGAAAAUCAUCUUUUCAGAAGAAGCUCUCAUUUUCGACCGCUUUCAUGGAAUGUUCGGAUUAAAAUUGCUCUUGAUGCUGCCAGAGGACUUGCAUUUCUUCACAACAGCGAUGCGAAAGUCAUAUAUCGUGACUUCAAGACAUCUAAUAUUCUUCUUGAUGCAAACUAUGAUGCAAAGCUUUCUGAUUUUGGAUUAGCUAGAGAUGGGCCAAUUGGAGAUCAAAGCCAUGUCUCUACGAAAAUAAUGGGGACUCAUGGAUAUGCAGCUCCUGAAUACUUAGCCACAGGUCAUCUCACGGCAAAAAGCGACGUAUAUAGUUUUGGAGUAGUUCUUCUUGAACUGCUAUCAGGACGACGAGCCUUAGACAAGAAUCGACCAACAGGGGAACACAACUUGGUCGAUUGGGCAAAACCAUAUCUAGUAAAUAAGCACAAAAUCCGUCGUGUCAUGGACAAUCGACUUGAGGGCCACUAUGCUUUGGGACAAGCACAAAGGGCAGCAAACCUUGCGUUUCUUUGCCUAGCUAUAGAUCCCAAGUAUAGGCCCACCAUGAAUGAGGUUGUAACAUCAUUGGAGCAGCUUCAGAAACCAUCUGAGGUUUUGAGAAGUGGAAGAGAAAGUCAUAAUGGUCAGUCAAAUGGAAGAACAAAGAAAACAUGAAAGAGAGUGUGGUGCUGCAGGCAAACUUGUGAAAUGUACAGCUGCUAUGAUGAAAAAUGUAUUUAAUCCCAAAUUCCAAACCCUCUCUUUUGCUGGCAAUUUUCUUUUCACAUCUUUGCUUUCAUCCUUUUUUUUUUUUUUUAAUGUAUUUAUGUAACACUAUCUACUUUGAUAUUGUUCAUAUUUUGUCAGAUAUAAGAAGAAUUCAAGGAGUAUUAUAUUAGAAAGUAUAUAAAUAUGAAAUCUCACUUUACUAUGA